AGUUUCACUUUCCAUCCCCCAACUCUUACAACGUUUGACGUUUACCCUAAUUAUUUUUACGAAAUCAGAAUUAGUCUCCUAAACGUUUCAUUAUAAUCGAGAGGCUCUUCGUUCAUCUUCUUCUCUUUCCGUUUCUCGCUUCUCUUUAGAAAAAAAUCGAAUCUUGCAGCAAAAUGAAAUGACCAAAAAAUAACUAAUAGUUUCACUUUCAAUCCCUCAAAUUCUCAAAACGUUUGACGUUUACCCCAAUUACUUUUACGGAAUCAGAAUUAAUCUCCUAAUCAGCUGUCAUUAUAAUGGAGGCGCUUCGUUGCUCUUCUUCUUUCUUCUUCCGUUUCUCGCUUCUCUGGGUUUAAUAAUCUCUUUAUAAAAAAUCGAAUCUUGCAGCAAACUGAAAUGUUCAAAUAAAAAAAGUUAAGGUCUUCCUACUUAUCGGCGAGAGAAAUAAUAGUUUUGGAAGGUUCUGUCUGAAGAUUCUCUAUUCCACAAAGACAUGGAGUGCAACAAGGAUGAAGCUAUAAGGGCAAUGGAUAUAGCCAAAAGGAAAGUUACGGAAACUGACUACACCGGGGCGAGAACAUUUGCUGUCAAGGCUCAGAAUCUGUACCCACAGCUCGACGGUUUGAAGCAAGUGUUGAUGUUGAUCGAUGUGUAUAUCUCAGCAGGAAACAAGAUUAAUGGUGGGGAGCCUGAUUGGUAUGGAGUUCUUGGUGUGGAUCCUUUGGCUGAUGAUGGGGUUGUGAAGAAGCAGUAUAGGAAGCUGGCGCUUUUGCUUCAUCCUGAUAAGAACAAGUGUGAAGGCGCGGAAGGUGCGUUUAAGUUGAUUUUGGAAGCUUGGUCUCUGCUGUCUGAUAAGGUUAAGAGGAUUGCUUUUGAUCAGAAGAGGAGGGUGGUGUUGGUGAAGGAAGUUAAACCGAGAAAGGGUAGGAAGCAGAAACAAGAACCAAAGGAGCCGAAGCAAGCUACAAAGAAGCAGAAGCAGCCAGCGAAGGAGCAGAAGCAACCGGCAAAGAAGCAGAAGCAACCACCAAAGGAGCCGAAGCAGCCCAAACAAGCAGCAAGGCAGCAGAAGCAACCAGCAAAGCAGCAGGAGCAGCCAACAAACCAACACGAGCAACCACCAAAGGAGCAGCAGCAAGCACCGAAGGAGACCAAACAAGAGGCAAAUGAGCAGCAGCAACCACCAAAGCAGCCAAAACAAGAAGCAAAUGGGCAGCAGGAACCACCGAAGGAGCCCAAACAAGAAGCAAACGAGCAGCAGCAACCACCAAAGCAGCCAAAGCAAGAAGCAAAUGAGGAGCAUCAACCACCAAAGCAGCAGCCCAAACAGGAAGCAAACGAGCAGCAGCAACCACCAAUGCAGCCCAAACAAGAGGCAAAUGAGCAGCAGCAACCACCGAAGCAGCCCAAACAAGAGGCAAAUGAGAAGCAUCAACCACCAAAGCAGCCCAAACAACGACCAAACCAGCAGAAACAACAACCGAGCCCACAGAAACAACAACCACGACAGCCAAGUUCUAAGCCAUCUCGAAACGGCAGAGGUAGAAGCAACACGCCCACAUCAAAAGUCAGUACCUUUUGGACAAUGUGCAACAUAUGCGAGACACAACACGAGUAUAUAAGGGUUUUUUUUGUUAACAAGCACGUGAAGUGUCGAAGUUGCCUUGGGUCUUUUAAGGCAACUGAGAUAGAGAAAUCCCAGCAAGCAACAGAAGAAAGAGUAGUGGUUGAGGAGUCAGAAGAAGCUGCUAGAGGGAUUGCAAACUCUGAUUUCAAAGUAGAAGAGCGGGCUCGUAAGAAGCUGAAGACAGAUGGGUCCUGCAGAGUCAAGUAGUGGUGAAUCAAGGAGUGAUAAUUAGAACUGUGAAACAAUGAAAUGGCUUUUAGGGACUCCUCAGUGAUCAUAUCUCUUUUUGUGUCUUAUGGCUAUUAUAUAUAAAUGCUUUGCAUCUAAACUAGGAAAAGUACACUGUAACAAGGGGAAGUUCUUCUUCUAACAUCUUCAAUGUGAAAUGUCCAAACUUUUUUAUUUAGUUUAUUAAAAAUCUGUGCUUUGCUUUGUA
This is a messenger RNA of Brassica napus (rape), 2063 nucleotides long. Its product is annotated as adenylate cyclase, terminal-differentiation specific-like. Bases 494 to 1834 code for a protein of 446 amino acids. The transcript has 2 exons. NCBI's taxonomy places the organism in Eukaryota, Viridiplantae, Streptophyta, Magnoliopsida, Brassicales, Brassicaceae. The record is from RefSeq and is a predicted model, not a curated record.